Messenger RNA from Lichtheimia ornata, 1596 nucleotides. RefSeq lists its product as uncharacterized. The record is from RefSeq and is a predicted model, not a curated record. Lineage: Eukaryota; Fungi; Mucoromycota; Mucoromycetes; Mucorales; Lichtheimiaceae. The transcript has a single exon. Bases 1 to 1596 code for a protein of 531 amino acids.
AUGAGCCGCACAGCACAUUCUUCGCCUGAUUCAGAACACACCAAAGAUCCGGGAGCGAACAAGUGGAUCGAUUAUGCCACACGCCAAAGCCAAGAAAACGAGCCGAGAUUACAAGCUUCACCAUCGUCGUCCUUGCCGCCACCACGACUAUCGGAAUCGCGCUCAUUCAGCCAUGAACAACAAUAUCGGCCGUUUCUCGAUGGCAACAAGGGUUGCCAUGUUAUGAACGACAAGAGCAAUAGCACGACGACACGACAACCAAGUUAUCAACCCAAUUUAUGCCAUGCGAAUAUCGUCAAACCACGCGAGUUAUCCGAUCACCCACUCUGUUUUUGCGGCAAAAUAGCGAGUGAAAGAAAGGCAAAGAAGGAAGGGGAUAUUACAGUAUACGAGUGUGGAUACAAUCAGCAUCAAGGAUUGACUAGCAGCAUUGUUAUAUGCACUUUUCAUAUGCACAAAGGACCAUGGCUAAAGUAUCAAUGGCGAAUGAGGAAGGAACGACCCGUGUUUCAAGACGACGACGACCUUUCAUCAUGUGACAUGUUCAACUAUACUUUUUGCGUCCUGUUUCAAGCACACAACACUUUCCCUUUGCGUCCAUUACGUACGCCUCUUUGCUAUUGCAAUGUGCCAGCUGAAGUAUACAGCUGCGUGGAAAUGGAUCAUCGCUAUUUUGCUGGAUGCCAUACAGACUUGAAGUGCCUUUGGACUUUGCCUGCUGAAGACAUUCGUGUGCUUCGUAUCCCUUGGAUCAACAAUCAACUAUCUCAACCUUCCUUGGUAGCCACUGAAGAAGAUGCACUAAUUUAUACAAAGAAGGGAUCCCCUGUGAUGCGUGCUGGUGGUGAUCUCAACUUGCUACCAACAACCGGUGGUGGUGCCGAUAUUCUCAGGUUACUCCAAAAGACCAAAGUCUCUUCAGGUGAUGACAAUGACAACAAGGAGCCACCUUUCAAUGGUGAGAAUGAUAUUCUCAAGUUGCUUCAAGAAACCAAGCUUUCUCCCGACAACCCCUCGCUUAGUGCUGAUGAUAGUGACAGUAAGAAUGAUGACGUCGGUCACACAACACACAACAACGAUAACGAUGACAACAACAACAGCAUCACCACCAACACAACAACAUCGCCCAAUAUGGCAUCCAUGUCACCAGGUGGCACAACCAGCUACGUUGAGAGCAACUCUGGAUUGGAAGGAUUACGACGCCGAUUGGAGCAACUUCAAAAAAAAGUACAACGAGUGAGAAUGGAGAAUCAGCGUUAUCGAGAUCAAUGUUCUGAUACCGCAGCGAGUGAAAGUGACAAUGACACCAUGACAUUGACGCACGUGCCUUGCCGGACAAAUGAAACGGUAAAAGCCGCCGACUUGCAUGACAGCCCACCUACCCCACACAUGGCUGACGACCUUCCUCAAGAGGAAGACCUGGGAAUUAAUGCAGAUCAACAAUCAUCAUUGACAACAAAUAUCGAGAAACAACAUCGCACAAUGCUCCUUCAGAGUUUAAUGCUACCUUUGGACAUGGCUGAUGAAAAUAUACUUGGUCAUACUACUCAGCAAAUGAAGAGUGAUACCGAAGCAAAAAAAGGAGAUGGACAAUAA